AGGGCGUGGGACUUUGGCGGAGGGAGACGAAGUGAACCCAACGCCGUCGUUCGGCGGCAUUGGAUGUGGACAGAUAAAUGAGACCGGAGAGUGGUGUUUGGUUGCAGAGAUAGAGAAGCCUUGUCCGGGAAUAGGAGGGCUUUAGGGUUUUGGUUGACAGUCGAACAGAGAGAGAGAGUUGGGGUUUGGGGAAGAAGACGGAGCACCCGGGAGCGGGUUCGGAGGCGGGUCGUGGGCUUGGGUUUUGGGUACUUUUUAUUGGGCUUGGUGGACCACUUGUUAUAGAAAAUUUGAAAACCAAGCCGCGCUAAAAACACCCAUCUCCCUCUCUCCUCUCUCUCCUCUCUCUCCUCUCUCUCUCUCUAGCUCUUUCUGCAACUCGGUGAAUCUGAAUCCAUGGUCGAAGUUUGAAAUCGGCGACGAUGGAGAAGCUGUUGGUGCAGAUCUUCGAGCGGAAGAAAUGGAUUGUUAACCAAGCAAAGCAGCAGACUUUACUCUUCGAGCAAAACCUCGCCUCCAAAUGCCUAAUAGACGGAAUCGCCCCUCCUCCCUGGCUUUGCUCCUCCACCGACCCCAACAAUGUGUUGAACAAACAAGAGCUGAAUUCCGGAGUUCCACUCCAUGGCGCGCUGCCUAUGAUCCCUUUUAGUAGUCACUGUUCUGUGUUUGACAAGCCAGCUCCCACAACUCUCAGUGGGGAGCUAGCAAAUGGUUUGUGCACUGAAUUUCAUGGUUUGGACAAAGGUUUUGGUGCUGGAGAUGAGGUGUCAGUUUUGCCACAGUGCUCCGUAGGUAAUGCUGGGCGUGUAUCCAAAAGCGUUCCUCAAGAUGUGAGGGAAAAGGAUCCUAGUGUUACAUCUCCAGAAGAUGUGAGGGAUGCAAGAAUCUCAGACAUUUACCAUGAUCCAGCUCUAUCACCAGCUAGAGGUGCAGGAGAUGUGGUAUCAACUUUGCCACAAUGCCCUGUUAGUAAUGCCGCAAGUUCCUCCAACAGUGUUCCUCAAGAUCCGAGAAAAGAGGAUCUGAGUAAUACAUCUCCUGAAGAUCAGAGGGAUGCAAGAACCUCUGACAUUUACCAUGACCCAGCACUAUCACUGGCUAGAGUUCAGAGAUCCAAAUCCAGACAAAAAGCGUUGGAAAUUCGCAACAGUGCCAAAAAAAGCUUUUCACUGGAUAAGAACAAUGGUAUUGGGUAUGCUAGUGGAACAAUUGGGUGUGUGAUAUCUUCCCUACAGUCUGACCAUGUUGAUGAACUGAACUUAUUCAAACCUCCUGAGACAAGUGAUUAUGCAUGUGAAGUGGAAGAAGCAAAAAUAGGCGAGUUUCGAAGCAAGGAAAGAGGUACUAGCAUCUCCUCUGGUAGAAUUACAAGAUCUAGAAGCUCUGGUCAGCAGUCUAACCAUGUAAAUAAACCGUUGGAAUUGGUUAAUUGCUUUCAUAUCACUAAUGAUUGUCGCCAAGAGAAUGAAGCAAAAGUAGGUGAUUAUUUUACCAAGGAAAAGGGAAGCAGCAUGUACUCUGGGAGAACAACAAGAUCUAGAAGUGCUAGUCAAGAACCUAGUUGUCUUGAUGAAAUGUCCAAGUUGGAGCAUUUAUCUAACAGCAUAAGUGAAGAUGGUGUCAGAAAUUCAUUGCAACGUCCGAAACAUGUUGACGAAAUGGUGGAAGUGGUGAAAUCUUGUGAUGUAAUUGAUGGAAGUUGUGAAGUGAAAACAAAAGUGGGGGAGUGCUGGGGCAAGGGAAUCAGUGAUUACAGUGGCAGAAUAACAAGAUCCAGAAGUUCUUCCCGAAACCCAAACGAUGUUAACAAUUCUCCGAAGGUAGAUACUUCCUGUGUUUCUGUAAAGGGUGAUGGCGGUACAAUCCAUCAUUCCACCGGUACAUCAACACAGCCACCUCAGCGUUUAAGUUGGACUACAGGAGAUCCUGAUUUCCAUGAUGCACAUGGGUCUCAAGUGUCCAUUUUAAGGUCUCUACCUGCUCAAAGUAAUCUUGAGUUUUGUGCAGUAAAUGGGGAAAAGCAUUCAAGUAAGGAGGAUUCUUCUGGGGAGUAUGUCUUCAGAAGUACUGGGUCACAAGCUGUGUGUAGGACUGAAAAAAUAGUGAAAGGCACCAUCGCCAAUAUAUCUGGUCAAAGAAUUAAUCAGUCAACAUAUGCUGCAUCUAAAAAGUCUCAUGAUUCACAGAGAACUCAAAUAUCUUCUGGAAGGUCUGUUCCAAUUCAAUGUGAUCAGGAUCUGUUUGUGGAGAAUUCAACAGAUUCUUCAGACAAGGAAAAUGAUGUAGAUCACGAUGCUGGUAGAAAGACAAGUAACAACAACAGCAAGCAUUUGUCAGAGAAAAUGACUCGUGGGUCUGCAGGAAUCAGGCACCAGGAUGUAUCAAGUGCUAUGGUAAAAGGGGUACCUUGUACUCAAACCAGUGAAUUUGUUAAAGCUGCAACUGGUGGAGAAACUGAAAUUCAUCCUGAUGUAUCGGUUGAAGGUUCUGGAUCAAAAUUGGAUGGUACUGGGCUUAAAGUUGGAGUGGAAGUUUUAGCCUCAAGGCAGCCAGCUGAUUGUAAUGUGUUUGUGAAUCCCAAGCAACUUAAUUUUGAUGAUGUGGAAGAGUCCUGUAGGAAUGGAUGUUAUACUCCUCUUAAAGAGGGAAUGCAGGGAAGGUCAUCAGAGAAAAGUUAUCUUUCCUUGAUGCACACUGAAGAUAUACGGGAUGAAGGAAUGACUGUCGAUUACCAAGAAAACUGUAACUCAUCCCUGCCGAUGAAUUUUCUGGGGGAUCCAGAAGUUUCAGUCAAAGGAAAGGACCUCCAGAGUGCUUUAUCUGAAUCCCCUGCAGAGGAUUCUAAAAGUGUCUCUAAUGGAAAUGCUGUCCUAUCAGUUAAAGAGGCAUCCUAUGAUCAUAAUGAUGGAGGUACUAGUACUUUGCUAGAAAGUGGCAAUAGAGAGUCUCUGUGUGGAAGCACAGGAAGCGUAGAGCAUAGUCCAAAGGCCUUACUAGAAUCUCAAGGCCCACUUUCUCGGGAGGAUGUUGCAAAAUCAAUUCUUAGGGGAAGUCCAGUUGAAGAAACGCCUCGACUUGAGGACCACGACAUGAUAGAGAGCUCUGAAUCUUCACCUAAGGCACAGAUUAAAGAGGGUGAAACUAGUGAUGAACUGAAUGUGGUCAAACCUCCUGAUACAAGUGCUUGUGAAGUGGAAGAGGCAAAAAUAGGUGAUUUUCAAAGCAAGGAAAGAGGCACUGCUAUCUCCUCUAGUAGAACUGCAAGAUCUAGAAGCUCUGGCCAACAGGAGAGCUCUUUGAAUGUCAGUGGUUCAGCCAUUAAUGCCAGAAAAACUGGCGGAACACUUGCAGGUUCUAUUGGCAUAUUACCUCGGCUGUCUAACCAUGCAAAUCAACCAUUGGAAUCGGUUAAUUAUUCUCAUAUCACUAAUGCAAGUUGCCAAAAGAAGGAAGCAAAGGCAAGAGAUCACUUUCUUUUGGAGGGUUCAUGCCCUCAGCAUAAACGAAGAAAGACUGGGCAUAAAACGGCUGAUUACCUGCCUGCUUCCUUGGACUUGAGAGAACAUGGCUUUUACACUGUCAGUAGUGAUUCUGCGUGUGGGAACUUGGGAAGUGUAGAACAUAGUCCAAAGGCCAUGCUAGAAUCUCAAGGACUUUCAGUUUCCCAGGAGGAUGUUGUGAAAUCAACACAUCAAAAUGAGGAUCCCCACAUGAUAGAUUGCUCUGAAUCUUCACCUAAGGCACAGAUGACAGAGGGUAGAAUCAGCUUGGGAUGCGGGAAUACAAGUGGGAAUGCACGUUUCACUUUCAUGGAUAAAGAAUUUGAAGAAUCAAUCUUAAGUUUGAUGAAGCAGACUGGUGGCCGGUCUCAAAAUUCUUUGAUGGAGGAAACAGGAGUAGCACAUCCGCCAAGCAUUAUCGUUGAUUCAGGAAGUCAAUGCAUAGAAGAGAACACUGUUUCAUUAACUCUUGAGAAUCAUCUUACAAUAGGACAUGCUGAACAUUUGACUUGUGCUCGAAGAGAAAUGCAGGAAAUGAGAUUUGAUCUUGAAGGGACCAGUAAUUUUGGAUCUCUACGUUGCCAAUCCUUGGAUUUGAUUGGUGGCGAUGAUACAAAGCCUGAGCUUGAGGGGUUCGUUAUGCAAACAGAUGAUGAACCAACAAGCAUUGCUGGAAAGGGAGUUGGCUUUGACGAGUGGAACCUUCCAAGCACUACAAUUGAACAUGCCAGCAUUCUGGAGCAGCUGUGCCAAUCUGCUUGCAUGCAAACUCCAGUUGCAUGCUCUUCUGCUUCAUAUAAGUUGCAUAAUAUUCCAAAUCUCUACCAGUCUGUUCCAACUGGGCUUCUAGAGGGUGUGGAUAUGAGGACCAUGAAUGAUGCUGUCAAGCAAUUAAGGGAUGGUCAUAGUUGCUCGAGUGAGGAAGUUGGCCAGGCGUUUUAUGCAAGGUCCUAUUCUGAUUGCCUAUUAAAUCAUAGUGGUCAAUCUAGUUGGGAUACUAAGAAACCUUAUCUGUCUCCAGUUGGGAAACUUUGGGAUAUAACUGGUUCAAGGACUAGCAGUUCAAGGAAGCGAGGAAGCUUAAAUCUGGAGCUUCCCUGCAUCAGUGAAGAAAAUGAGAAUGCAGAUGAGGUAGCUGAUACUUUCCAAGGUGGCAUUGUUUCAGAUGCAUUAAAUAGCUCAAUACAAAGAGUACCCCUUGCUGACAUUACUGAGAUUCCAAACCCUCCUGCAUCAGUUUCUAAAGCUGAACCAUAUGCAGAUAGACUUAGCCUAGAUUCCAUGAAUACUGAAAUCAGCUUUACAGGCACUCAUAAGAGCUUCAAACAGAGGCUUGGAAUCCAAAACAGCAGCAAGAGAAGAUAUAACAAUAAGGAGAACCUGAGCAUGUCACAAGCAACAAACGAUAUUAAGAGGACUACUGGAUCACUUCAUAACAGGUUCAGUAAACCAAAAUUAUCUGGAAAAACCAGUUUGAGAAAAGGUGGUCCAAGUUUGUCAGAGCAGGAGCCAAAACGUAACAAUAUCGUGUCCAGCAUGACUUCUUUCAUUCCACUUGUUCAACAGAAACAAGCAGCUGCAGUUGUAACAGGAAAGAGGGACAUCAAAGUGAAGGCCCUGGAGGCAGCUGAAGCUGCAAAGCGUCUUGCAGAAAAGAAAGAGAAUGAACGCAAGAUGAAGAAGGAAGCCUUGAAACUUGAGCGGUCAAGAAUGGAGCAGGAGAAUAUGAAGCAAUUGGAGGUGCAGAAAAAAAAGAAAGAAGAAGAGAGGAAGAAAAAAGAAGCUGAUAUGGCAUCAAAGAAGAGACAAAGGGAAGAGGAAGAAAGGAAGGAGAAGGAAAGAAAAAGAAUGCGUGUUGAAGCCCGUAGACAGCAGAGAGAACAUGAAUACAAGUUACCUGCUGAAAAAGUAGAGAAUGAAAUGAAAAGCCAGGCCAUUGAUGGAAGAGGCCAUGGCGGUAAGAAAUCUAAGGAUGAAACGGCAAAUAAGAAGAUGGAGGCAGAAAGGGGAUUUGACAAUUCCAGAAAUAUUUCAGAGACUCAGCCUAGUACUUCCAGGAUUUCAAUAAGCAACGCCGGAAGAGAAAGUAUUGUCCAUGAAGAGUUCCAUGAGGCCUCGAGUAAUUAUGGGUAUAAAGCAGAGGUACCGAGCGAUUUAGACAAAGAAAUGGAGAAUUCAAUUGGCAUUACAAGUCAAGAGCAGUCUUAUGACAUCUCUCCAUACAAAGAAUCAGAUGAUGAAAAUGACAAUGAUGACAAUGUCAUACCGAAUAGUAAAUUUAUUCCUUCAUGGUCAAGUAAAAACUGCCUGGCUUUUGCUGUUUCUUGCCAGAAUAGAGCAGACCCAGCGACGAUCUUCCCCCCAGAAAGCUUUUGCUGCAUCUCUGAAGUCCUCUUGCCCCGAAACCAUCAAUUAAACAACAGCAGAAUGCGAUAAACUCUGUUCAGUAUAUUCUUCAGUAAUAAGUGCUUCUGGUCAAGAAGAGAUUUUCAAAGUCUAUUUGUGAACAGUUUCUUGAGCAGGCGACACCCUUUUAAGCUGAAAUGUAAUUCUUAUCUCAGAUAAUUUCCCGACCGAUUGUAGUUGAGAAGAGUAACAAGUUCCAUUGGCAGAAGGCCAUUUACCUUAGCUAUUGAGUAAUUUGGUCAUCACCUCCUUCUGCUUUCUCGUUUCUUUGGCGCAGCCACUUUGGUCGGCACUGGUUUUAGUUUAACUUUUAACCUCAUUCUCCUCAAGGAUGAUAAGUGAAUGCUAGAAAUGUAUGUAUUUUGGUAUGGGGUGUUGUAGGAUUAUGUAUAUAUAGAGCAAUCUUUAUUGCCUUUA
This is a messenger RNA of Pyrus x bretschneideri (Chinese white pear), 6323 nucleotides long. RefSeq lists its product as uncharacterized. The transcript is spliced from 10 exons. Bases 423 to 5936 code for a protein of 1837 amino acids. The record is from RefSeq and is a predicted model, not a curated record. NCBI's taxonomy places the organism in Eukaryota, Viridiplantae, Streptophyta, Magnoliopsida, Rosales, Rosaceae.